CCCGGGUGAGCGCGCGGGGCUCCAGACGUUCCGGGUGGCAGAGGCAGAAGAACUUCCGGAAGGUGCCGUGGAUGUCUGACUAGCUCCCAUGGAGCUCCACUGCCUUGCUAGGAAGCGCAGCCAGACAGAUCUGAGCAAUGCCAUGGACUGGAGUUCAGGAGGGCCUCCUGGUGACCCAGCAGAUGUAGCAGCCACAAGAGCUGCUCUCUGCUGCCAGAGACACUGCACAUCUGCACCAAGAGCGGCUGGAAUGGAAGGGUCUAGACUUAGCCCCUCUCAAGCAUCCCCUUCCCCCUCUCAGCAAGACAGUGCUGCCCUGCCAGACUCUUUCUCACCAGGACCUUUUGACUUGGGGAGCAGCCAAAUAGCAACAGAACGGAAAGUCUGCAACUGCUGCAGCCAGGAAUUAGAAACUUCUUUUACUUACGUAGACGAGAAUGUCAACUUGGAGCAGCGGAAUCAGAGAUCCCCUUCAGCAAAAGGAAGUAGUCAUCCCGGAGACCUUGGCUGGGGAAAUCCAAAUGACUGGUCCCAAGAGGCCGCCAUAUCCCUGAUAUCUGAAGAUGAAGAUGACACAAGUUCGGAAGCUGUGUCUUCAGGGAAGUCUGUAGACUAUGGUUUUAUCAGUGCCAUCUUGUUCUUGGUCACUGGCAUCUUGCUGGUGAUCAUCUCUUACAUUGUGCCACGGGAAGUGACUGUGGAUCCCAACACGGUGGCAGCCCGGGAGAUGGAGCGCUUAGAGAAGGAGAGUGCAAGGCUGGGGGCUCACCUGGACCGCUGUGUCAUCGCUGGGCUCUGCCUCCUCACUCUGGGGGGCGUCGUUCUGUCCUGUCUGCUGAUGAUGUCUAUGUGGAAGGGGGAGCUCUAUCGUCGCAACAGGUUUGCUUCUUCCAAAGAGUCUGCCAAACUCUACGGUUCUUUCAACUUCAGGAUGAAAACCAGCACUAAUGAAAACACCCUGGAACUGUCCUUGGUGGAGGAGGAUGCUCUCGCUGUACAGAAUUAAUUCUGGUUGUGAACUUCUGGAGAGUCUGCCCUGACAUUUUUGUAAAGAAAAAAGAAAAUCCCAUUUUUUAAAAUAACAAUGCAGUUUAUUUAUUUAUGUAUUUAUUUCACAAACCAAUAGCCAGUAAGUGGUUUUGUUUUUCGUGUAUCUUUUCUUUAGAAGAAAAGCCAUGUAAGAUGCUGGAGAAACCACAACCAGCCACAGCAAUGCUUCUAAAGAACUGAAGACUAAUCUCUAAUGGCCAUGAGCUUGUACUUCUAUCACAAAAUUUUUUCUGACAGUCCAAUGUACAAAUGAUUUCUUCUACAUGAAUAUGGGGGUAUUCUUUGGAUACAUGGAGGUCCUAAACAUUGUGGGAUCAGUCAGUAAUCUAUUUUGUGAAAAAUAGAUUAAGCAUUAAUCACAUAAUAAGGCUCAUAUUUAAUUCUCCAAGGUGCUUAUCCAUUUUCUUGCUAAAUUUUUCUGCCCGUGAUUUGGCUAAAUACUAAAAUACAGAGUUUUUAAUUUGAAUAUUUUGAAGCUUGAGGAUGUUGAUAUUUUUA
Molecule: messenger RNA, 1548 nt
Organism: Lepus europaeus (European hare)
Lineage: Eukaryota; Metazoa; Chordata; Mammalia; Lagomorpha; Leporidae
Gene: TMEM74
Product: transmembrane protein 74
Exons: 2
Coding region: 89-1006 (305 amino acids)
Source: RefSeq, a predicted model, not a curated record